Messenger RNA from Ceraceosorus guamensis, 336 nucleotides. Its product is annotated as yippee-like protein. Bases 1 to 336 code for a protein of 111 amino acids. The record is from RefSeq and is a predicted model, not a curated record. Lineage: Eukaryota; Fungi; Basidiomycota; Exobasidiomycetes; Ceraceosorales; Ceraceosoraceae. Gene Ontology annotation, cellular component: ubiquitin ligase complex. The transcript has 4 exons.
AUGGGAUUUCAGCACACCCAAUUCCUCGCUUCGCCCGUGCAAGUGUAUGGAUGCGUAACUUGUCGCACUCAUCUCGCCACGAACGAGAACCUGAUCAGCAAGAACUUCAACGGAUCGACAGGCCGAGCUUUCCUGUUCGAAGAAGUGGUCAAUGUGGAAUGUGGAGAGGCCGUGGAUCGCCACAUGACGACUGGACUUCACAAUGUGAGGGAUAUCUUCUGCAUCAGGUGCAACGCUUCGUUGGGGUGGAGAUACGAAAAGUCGUUUGUGCAAGCUGAAAAGUACAAGGAGGGCAAAUUCAUCCUCGAGAGGGCGCGCAUAGCCGACGUAGAAUAG